This is a messenger RNA of Elaeis guineensis (African oil palm), 2204 nucleotides long. Its product is annotated as probable transcription factor PosF21. The record is from RefSeq and is a predicted model, not a curated record. Gene Ontology annotation, biological process: regulation of DNA-templated transcription. Gene Ontology annotation, cellular component: nucleus. Gene Ontology annotation, molecular function: DNA-binding transcription factor activity. Lineage: Eukaryota; Viridiplantae; Streptophyta; Magnoliopsida; Arecales; Arecaceae.
UCGUAUGCCGUUGCUUUAAAGCUUAUACUCGUUCUCCUCGCUCGCUCGCGGUCGCGUUCUCUCUCUCUCCCUCCCACACCCACCCAGCCCCAUUUCCGGUCUUCCAUGUCUUCCCAUCUCUCUCCAAUCCCUUGGCACUCCGAGGCCGAUCGAGCGAAAUCCCGCCAUCGUUCGGAGAUCUCAGCUCUCUGCGGCAAUGGUCCGCUUUUCGGUCUCAGCUCGCUCGCUUCCUCCAAAAGAUCGGAUUUCUCAAAUCUCUGGAUGCCCGGAUCCUGCGUUUCUAAGGUUUGGAUCGGAGGCACGGGAAAAGGAGCUUCUUUUAUUUCGGUCCAUCCUCGAUCCUCGGAUUCCAUUCUAUUUUUCUCUCUUUUUUUUUUGGAAUUUUGAGGAGUUUCCUAUCGUUCUGAUGCCAAAAAGGGAAGUUUCUGAUAGUUUUAUUGGAUCGUAGAUCCUUUUGCUUUCUCAGUUUCCUUUGUCGCAGUCUAAAUUUCGGAGCAAUUCUUUAUAUAAAAAGGGAAACACCUUUCUUGCGUCGGAAGACUUGCGGAUCUUUUUCUCUCCAGGGUUCCGUCUCUGCUUCAGAUCCCCACUUUGUUCCAGGCUUCCCAUUGCUUUCUCUUGGAAAGUUGAUUCCUUUGAGAUAAUUAGUCCUGGAAAUCUAAAUCAUGGACAAGGCCCGGGCCCCUGUCCAUGGCGGAAGUGUGGAUUUCCCACCCAAUUCUUCUCGCUUCUCCACUGCAUCCUUGAGCAAGUUCCCAGUUAUGGGCGAUCCCUCGCCUUCAUCCUCCUCGCAGGCCAAUCCAGAAUCCAGCCAUGCCGGCCAGCUUAGCCACGACAUCAGCCACAUGCUGGAUUUCCCACGGAGAAACCCCGGCCACCGACGAGCGCUCUCGGAGAUCCCCAGCCUCCCAGAUGACACCAGCUUCUAUAGCGACCUCGGUGUUGUUGGAACCCAUGAUGGCACUGAUGACACUGAUGAAGACUUCUUCUCUGCCUACCUUGAUAUAGAAAAGCUGAAUUCUUCUUGUGCCUGGUCUUCGGUCCUGUCAGGCGGUGAGCCUUCUGGGCCAGCCGCAGCUCCCCCUGCUCCUUCUCAGACCGAGAACUUGGCCUCGGGUUCGCAUGAGAGGCCAAGGGUGAGGCAUCAGCAUAGCCAGUCUAUGGAUGGGUCCUCCUUAGUUCUUCUGGGGUUGAGUGGUGAAGGAGCGGCACCAGCGGAGAUGAAGAAGGCUAUAUCAGCUGCAAAACUUGCCGACCUUGCUCUUGUCGAUCCAAAGCGAGCAAAGAGGAUUUGGGCAAACAGGCAAUCAGCUGCAAGAUCAAAAGAAAGGAAAAUGCGCUAUAUUGCUGAGCUUGAGCAGAAGGCGCAGAGUCUCCAAACAGAGACAGCAACAUUGUCGGCUCAGUUAACAUUGUUACGGAGGGAUACCAAUGGUUUGACAGCCGAAAAUAGUGAACUGAAGCUGCGAUUGCAGACCAUGGAGCAACAGGUUCGCUUGCAGGAUGCUUUGAAUGAUGCACUGAGAGAGGAGGUUCAUCGGCUGAAGUUGGCAACAGGCCAGAUGAUGCCAAAUGGUGGUCCAUUGAUGAAAUUUGGAUCACCAUUACUUGGAGCAAGUCAACAAUUCUACCAUCAUAACCAAGCAAUGCAAUCGCUCCUGGCAGGCCACCAAUUUCAGCAACUCCAGAUCCAUCCUCAACAUCAACAGCAGCUGCACCCAAUUCAGUCUCUGCAGCAACGGCAUAUGCACCCUCCCCAGCCUCAGCAGCAGCAGCAGCAGCCACCUGCAGACCCGAGGAUGAAGCGUCCAAUGACUUCUCGGAACCUAAGGGGGGAGAAAACAUCAGAUAACAGCAGCAAUCGGAAGGAGUGAGGAGAACUUUUGUGGAGUCAGUUGCUGUCCAAAUCAUAAAUUUAGAUGUUGGUGAUCUUCCAAGAUAACGUCUGCCACUUUUUCUCAUCGUAUCUCACCAUUUUGGUAAGUGUGAUGUUUCACAUGAUAAAUUGUUGGCUUAUGAAUUCAGGAAGUUGGUUAGGGAUGCUGGGCUAGCCGGAGUAUUAAUUCACUUUGCUAAGCACCUGAGCCGCAUUGAAAGUUGGUGAUUCAAUUUGGAACUUGUCCUCUAAAUGAUUGUUUUACUUUUUAUUUUGUUUGAUAUGCUGCGUUGAUUUUUCUUUUGAAAAAGCCAGUUGUUUAUACUCU